UUACGGCGCGCGACGGUCUCCGCAUGAAGUUCAUGCAGGCUGUUGUCAGGUUCACUUUCGGGGUCUUGUCGUCGGAGGAGGCAGCGCGCGGGAUGAGGGAGACCUCCCCGUCCCGCGGCGGCGGCGGCUCUUAACCCCUGGGAUUCCGCGGAGAGCUUUCCCCGCGCCGCGCUCCGAGAGGGAUGGGCUGCAAGGGGAGCAAAAUGGGCUGCUGCGAAUCGGGAAGAAAGAAAAAGGUCAAAAUUCAGCAUGAAAGAGGACAGGCAUCCUGUGAACUAAAGGCACUGAAGACAGAAAAUGAAGUCUGUUUACACGAGGAAACCGAGAAAGGGAAGGCAGAGCUGCUGGAGAAACAGAGAAAUGAGAUCAAAAGGCUCCAACAACAACACCAGGAGGAGAAAGUGUGUCUGGAGGAAGCUCACCGCGUUGAAACUGAGAAACUUAGCCAAGACAUUAAAAUCCAGGUAGAAAAGGAGAAGGAUUUACAAUGCAAGCAACAACUCUCUGAGCAGCAUGACUUCCUGAAAAAAGAACAGGAAGAGAGACUCCGAGAACUCCAGAAAGCACAUGACGAAGAGAAAGUGCUCCUGACCGAAUCCUACCAAAAGUCCCAGUCAUCUUUGCAGGAGACAGUAGACAGAUUGAGUUCCCAGAUGAAGUCCUUCCAAGAGAAAAUGAAACGGGUGGAAGAGUCGAUCCUGAGCAGAGAUUAUAAGAAACACAUCCAGGAUUAUGGGAGCCCCAGCCAGUUCUGGGAACAGGAACUAGAGAGUCUACAUUUUGUCAUUGAGAUGAAGAACGAACGCAUUCACAACUUGGACAAAAAGCUACUCAACCUGGAAACAGUGAUGGAGAGAAAUUUGUUGCUCGAGGAGAAAGUUAAAACCCUUCAACAGGAGAAUGAAGAUCUCCAAGUUCGGAUGCAGAACCACAUGGCAGUGACAAGGCAACUGUCUGACGAGCUCCUCACUCUCCGCGAGUCCCUGGAGAAGGAGUCGCAGCUGCGAGCGCAAGCUCACCGGGAGAAGGAAGAGCUGCUCUACCGAGUGCUGAAUGGCGACUCUCCCCAUCCGUUCCCUAUCUCCACGGAGGCAACACUCAUCGCUACGUAGCAUUCGGAUAGGCCAGAAAGACUGGGGUGGGGCAGGGAGGGGAGAGGUGGCUCCUUCCUUUUGUUCUAGGCCUCUCUAUUGUCGACUAGACCUAGAACUCUCAUGCUGAGUGGCACUCGGGUGCAAGGAAGGUUCCGGAGGUUCUGUGUGCUUUGAUUUUCUCCCAUAGGUGGCCUCACUGUUUUGUGGCACUUGAAGAGGUUGAACUGGCCUGCCUUAGGAAUGGGGGGUAUUCCGCAUCCCCCCCCCUCUCUCUCACACACACAAAAGAGGUCAGCUUUAAUGCUAGCUGUUUCUGUGUAUGCCACUAAGCACUAACUAAGGGUCUUGCCCUACCCCACCCCUCAGGGAGGUAGCAAGACUUGCUACCUCAUAUAUAUUAGGCAAUGGUGGAAAUGGCGGAGAUACGGUGGGAAUCCGAGUAACCCAUAAUUUAAGAUUUCAGUAGCUAAAGCUGUAGGUGAGAAGAAGCCAUAGGAUAGAAGAGAGGCAAUGGAAGUUUGAAGGUGCAGGCCCAGAUCUGAACGCCCUUUCAUCUGCCAGGUUUUGCAGGAAGCAGAGUUCACAUGCUUGUUCUGAGCGGGAGGAGGCAGACCGCACCCCAAACAUGCAUUUUGAUUCCUAAAUGCAAAACUUUGGAGAACGCAGGCAAAAUUAUGGAUACAAACUUUUGUGGCUGAGGUGCAUUCUAGAUGUUCACCCAGCCACAAAGGAGCUACUUAUCCACCACAAUCAGCUCCUGUGUUGCUGGGAAAGCUUUGUCUCUCCAGAAAAUGACUGCUGUGUCAUUUUCUCUGCUUCAUGACUAUAAUCUUUUUUACAUCCCUUCCUCCACGAUGUGUUCGAUCCCUGCCCACAUGGCUGUCAUCAUUUCCGUGCUGAAACUGCUGCAUCAGAUAAGCAGCUGGGAGAGAAUUGAACAGGCACCUUGCGCUUGGUUCCUUUCAAAAACAAUUCUUCUUUUUUUCAAUAGAAGGUAUUUUUUUGCCUGCUUUUAUGAGUUCUUUGUCAGUUUAGAAAACAACAGAUUGGAAACGGCCUUAAAAUUGCAAGCCUUUGGAAACCAAGGGAGUUUUCCUUCUUCUUUUUCUUUUUUAAAAAAGCGAUUUAGCUUCUUGAGAAGCUGGAACGGAAGAUGGUGCCCUCCACUGGCUGUGAUGAAGCAGUGCUAGUAGUUGCAGAGAAACAAAGUUGCUCCAGGCUGGAGAAACUAGACUAAAUAGAUAGCAGGCGCACGUAAUGGUGUUUAUGGGUUUGUUUGUUUUUUUAAAAAAAAAGAUGAUUUGAACUGAGACAAAGGGUGUGUAAAAUGUCUUGAUUCUAAUCAAGAAGCAUUUUAUACUUCCCUGCGUGGAAACGGUGGUUAGUACUGUGUAUGUGAAUAUAGCAUGUAGUGCAAAAACGGUGGCUCAUCGCAGUAGCGACGCUCAGGAAAAAUCAGUGAACCGCUGGUUGUUGCCUUGAGAGAACACCACACAGAUCUCCGCAACGGUGUGGGCCACCCAGCUGAACGCAGCCCCACCAGCUGUGCAUGGUAGUCAGCCAGGUGUUUCCCACAGACACAUGCACACACCCAUUUUUGAAGUACCUGAUAGACGACAAAACUAGGAGAUUGUUCACAGCCGGUGGGCUGCGUCACAGUCAGUGGGCUGCCAGCUGUGGAGGCCUAGCGCAAAGGUGCGGGUUCCGCUUCUGCAGCAUGGCUUGGAGACAGUGACAUUUGUUUGCUAACAUGUUCAGUUCCUGAAAUAAUAAUUUGGGCAACCAACAAUUGGAUCCCUCCCAACCCUCAGUCUUGGCAAACCUUUAUUUGUCAUUCCUCACGUAUAACGCAUCUCUGUCUGCAGCAGUGAAAUGGUUUUAUCUUGGAGAAACACAGCUAGCUUGUAAUAACGCUAUAUCUAAUUGAGGCUUUCCACAAAAUUUCGGUAUGGCAUCAGUUGGAAAAUCUGUCACUUCUGUAGGGCAGAGUGAUGAUAAGUGAGAGCGAGCAACUCUUAACUAGUGAUCACAGUAAAUAUCACAUAUGUGUGUGUUGCUGAAAACCUCUCACCGCUUAUUAUUAUUUUAAAGUGAUUUUCUCUCUCUUUUUGCAUUUAUUAUGUAAGUUAUGAAGCAAAUUCUGUGUGGAUUUUAGGGAAUUGGCAGAGGGGGUGGAAAUAAUCGAAGUGACCGAGUUUCUGGUACUGUAGUUCAUGCCGGCACUUUUCUGAUCUGGCCUUAGUGCUGCUAAAGGGAUUCUGAGGCAGGGGAGGGCUAUUGUGUCAGUGGAAAAGCACAUGCAUGCAGAAGGUCUCAGAUUCAAUCCCAGUUUCCAGGUAAAGGUAGUCAGAAUGG
This is a messenger RNA of Zootoca vivipara (common lizard), 3449 nucleotides long. It is a transcript of the gene CCDC69, whose product is annotated as coiled-coil domain containing 69. Gene Ontology annotation, molecular function: microtubule binding. The record is from RefSeq and is a predicted model, not a curated record. NCBI's taxonomy places the organism in Eukaryota, Metazoa, Chordata, Lepidosauria, Squamata, Lacertidae. Gene Ontology annotation, cellular component: cytoplasm; nucleus.